UUGCAGUACACACAGAGAAUAUCAACACAAUAACCCUCUAUGGUUAAGCGUAGACUGGAAUAUAUUACAAAAAAAUCUAUAAAUGCUCAAUAACGAAUAAAGCACCUGUAGCACAUAACAUACAUUUAACAGGAAAUAAAAACGGUAGUUAACUGGAUUAUACCAGACGGACGAUAAGAAAUAUGACAACCCUCAAGCUUGCACCAUUUAGGUCACUAGAAGACUUCGCCACAGACACAGCUCGAUUUGAAUCUCCAGAGUUUACCAAUACUGAAAAAUGGGGAAACAGGGUGCUGAAUAAUCUACUGUACUAUCAAACAAACUACUUCCUUAUUCUUACAAUUCUGGUUUCUAUAGUUGGAUUAGUAUACCCAUGGUGCUUAAUAUGGGGAGUCAUCAGUGUUGGGGCAGCGUUUGGGGCAUACAUAUUCACAGUACACCCAGCCCCCACCCUACAGAACCUCAGGAGAGAUUACCCAUAUGGCAGCCUCGUUCUGAUUGUCAUCGCAGCUAUAGUAUUAUUCACAUCAGUGUGGAAUGUCAUUGGACUGAUGGUGACCAUUUUCAUUCCUACACUAGGUUGUUUGAUACAUGCUUCAUAUCGUCUCCGAAGCCUCAAGAACAAAAUGUUCAAUAAAUUGGAUCAAGGACACAAUACACCUAUGGUCUUAUUGCUCCAAACUCUUGGCUUGAAAGUUAAAGGUUUAGCCGUUCCACCAGAGCUAAGAACCAAAAUAGAUGAAAAUUAUGAAUCUACAAAGCACAGUAUGGAUGAAGCAGAAGAUGAGGUAAAUACAACAUCCCAGGGUGUGACAGAUGCUUUAGAUAAAGUACGCUCAGCAAUAAGUGAAGGGGCUGAUAAAAUUAAAGAAGCAAUGGAAUAAAUGUUGAAUGGACUUGACUGUGAAUGGAACAUAUGCAAUUCAUGGUAAAAAUGCAGCCAAUGGUAAAAAUACAGUAAAAUGCAAUGAAAUAAAUGCAGCCAAAAUGCAGAUGGUAGAAAUGCAGAAUGAUAUGACGAAACAAAUGCAGUCGAUGAUAAAAUAGAAAUAAAUACAGCGAAAACAACAAAUGUGGCCAUAUUCAAUGACAUGAAUGAAGAAAUUGAAACUAUCAAAAUCAAGGAAAUAUUAACAAACUAUCGAUGGAUGUAACAGUGAAUUGUUAGAAACUUGAGCGACUCCAGGGAGCAGAACUACACAUCAUACUUGCCAUAAUGUUACAAAUAUAACAACUCAACGUGUACAUAUAAAGUAAUACAUAGUCAUCAUGGAAUGAAAUACAUGUGACAAGACAACUUAACAAAAUAUCACCACCUAGUUUAAUUUACUCAUCUAACCGUAUGUUUAAGAAACCAUACCUUGACAUUCAGGUUUUAGAGAUAUGUGGACUGUUAUGAAACAAGGCAGUAACAUGACAGAUUGUUACAGAUACCAAACGUUAUUGCAAAUUGUUACAGAUGUCAACCUCAAACCACUGAAGACCAUCCACAGAAAAAGUUGGAGACUAUAACAAUAUGUCAACACUUCUGGUGGUGACAUAAAA
Molecule: messenger RNA, 1545 nt
Organism: Owenia fusiformis
Lineage: Eukaryota; Metazoa; Annelida; Polychaeta; Sabellida; Oweniidae
Source: the annotation of a GenBank genome assembly